This is a messenger RNA of Alternaria arbusti, 1779 nucleotides long. RefSeq lists its product as uncharacterized. NCBI's taxonomy places the organism in Eukaryota, Fungi, Ascomycota, Dothideomycetes, Pleosporales, Pleosporaceae. The record is from RefSeq and is a predicted model, not a curated record. The coding region runs from base 1 to 1779 and encodes 592 amino acids. The transcript has 4 exons.
AUGGAGGGUGUGGCUGCCUUCUCGUUGGCGUGCAAUGUUAUACAAAUUGCCGAACUCUCUCGAAAGAUCAUCGCAACCGCGAAGGAGAUCCAAACUUCUCGCAACGGCUUACCCAAAGACCACGAAGAUCUACGUGCAGCUGUGGAGAUCCUACGUCGAGAUGUUGCGGACCUGCAGCAAAACUACAACGGCGAUAUCCUCCAGAGUCUUGCUGUUCAAAGCGAGGUCGCUAUAAACGAGCACAUAGCCCUCUUGGAUUCGCUUCGACUGAAAGGACCCCGAACCUUCCUUCGUGCCUCGGCUGUAGCAUUCAAAGCAUGGCGCAAGCAGCGCCAGCUGUACGAGUCUCAGGCGAAAGUUGACCAACUAUCAGAAGAGCUCAAGACACACAUUGUCACGACCCGUAUCCCGAACAUAGAUCGCAAUGUGGAUUACCUUGGCGAUAAAUUAGCGUCACACAAUCUCUCGAUAGAUCAUGAUAUGAAGAUCAUCGAGCAGCACCUGAACAGGGUUUAUAAAGCGAAUAGGCAGUGUCUAUACGCACUCUACUUCCCAGAAAUCCGGAGUAGAGCCGAUCAAGUAAAGCGAGCGCAUGAGGACACGUUUGGUUGGAUAUUCGAUGGGGCUGGUGACCUGUCUGAAUCUAUUCACAAGAGCAAGUUCAAGAAAUGGUUACGGCUGGACGAUCCUAGCAGAAACGUGUUUUGGGUGUACGGGAAACCUGGCGCUGGGAAAAGUACUUUGAUCAAGGCUCUUAAGGAAUGCCCUCAGCUCGUUCCAAAAGUCUUCCCCCGACGCGAAUGGACGCACGCCGGAACAGAUUUUCGAUUUCCACAGGACAUUCUGUGGAGCAGUUUUCAGGAUCUUUUGAACUUGGCGCCGAGCUUCAACAUCUUCCUGCUGUUCAUCAUCGAUGGUCUCGACGAAUUUGACGACCGUGUAGAGGUACUCAACAGUUCGGCACCGGAUGUACAGGACUUGCUACGUCUGCUUCGCGCUAUACAGGCAUGUCCCUCAGCAAAGCUUUGCGUAGCUAGUCUGCCCCUAAAUGAGUUUGAGAUUCAUUUGGGAAAGGAUAGAGACUUCUGCAUACCCGUACACGACUUGACCUCAAGGGACAUCAGAACGUAUACCGAAGAUACACUGAGCAAACACCCUGCGUUUGCGCAACUCGUAUUACAGGAUUCUGGCUAUGCAAACCUCAUCGCAGAUAUCACCUCCGCUGCAGAAGGAGUUUUCCUAAGGAUAUUAGAUGCCCCGAGCCUUCAACAGUUCAUGAACGGUGAAGACAUGGUAUUGUUUGCGGCCACAGUUCGUAGAAGAUUCCACGCGCGCAGUAGAGGGCUGUUAGAAUUCAGGGCCCGAUGGGACCAUCAGAGCGAUGAGUUUCGUGGAGUCCAGCACGAGAUGUCAAAGCUGAGAAACGAAUGUGUCGGACUAGCACACAGAUCUAUGGCAGAACUCCUUGACAGAAAUGAUAUGAGACACCAGAUCACGACCGAAGCCGGUAUGGCAUUCGAAAUGCCUGAGCUUUAUGCCCAAGCAUUGAUGGCCACUCUCAAGGCGGAGGUAUCUAUCGCAUGGACGCUUCGUUCGAUUCAAGAUAGCGGCAUUCACUUCGGGAAGAAAGAUUCAAAUGAUGUGGAAAGAAAUAUCCGCGCUCUACUGCACAAGUUAGUGCCAAUUAUGGAACAGGCAGAGGAAGAGCAGAUGAAAGCACACUGGUCCAAACUUGACGAUUUCCUCAAUUUCCCACUCGCACAGGAGAUGAAUCUCUAG